This is a messenger RNA of Phaeodactylum tricornutum CCAP 1055/1, 1203 nucleotides long. RefSeq lists its product with no specific name. The transcript has 3 exons. NCBI's taxonomy places the organism in Eukaryota, Bacillariophyta, Bacillariophyceae, Surirellales, Neidiaceae. Gene Ontology annotation, biological process: negative regulation of translation; mRNA catabolic process. The coding region runs from base 1 to 969 and encodes 322 amino acids. The record is from RefSeq and is a predicted model, not a curated record. Gene Ontology annotation, cellular component: CCR4-NOT core complex; CCR4-NOT complex; P-body.
AUGACGCUGGAGUCUGCGAUCAUGGCGUCGUCAGUUAGUAGCUCAGAAUUGGGGCUCCCCUCUUCUCAAACUCCUAAUGAGGGUAGCACGGGAGGUGGCAUGGAUGAGCUCCUCCCGCUGGUGCUUCAAUUGAUAAACCCAGACCAGAGAGAGGUUGUUCUUUUGGAAUUGUCGAAGAAACGCGAGAGCUUUCCGGACCUGGCGCCAAUUUUGUGGCACUCAGUUGGUAGUAUUGCGGCGCUGCUUGCAGAAAUUGUUGCGAUUUAUCCACUAUUGACUCCACCGACGUUGACGGCUCACGCCUCAAACCGUGUUUGCAAUGCCCUUGCGUUGUUGCAAUGCGUUGCAUCGCAUGUAGAUACUAGGCAGCCUUUCUUGAACGCCCAGAUUCCGUUGUAUCUUUACCCUUUUCUCAAUACUCAGUCGAAAUCCAGGCCAUUCGAAUACUUGCGACUAACUUCCCUUGGUGUUAUCGGGGCUCUGGUAAAAGUUGACGAUGCUGAGGUUAUUUCAUUUUUACUAUCGACUGAGAUCAUUCCACUUUGCCUUCGGAUUAUGGAGACAGGAUCUGAAUUGAGCAAGACAGUGGCUACAUUUAUUGUCCAAAAGAUCUUGCUGGAAGAAACAGGAUUGAACUAUGUAUGUGCGACAGCGGAACGUUUCUAUGCCGUGUCCACAGUUCUUGCGAAUAUGGUCCAGCUUUUACAGGUGCAUCCAUCUGUACGCCUUUUAAAGCACGUUGUCCGUUGCUACUUACGACUAGCUGAUCAUCCUCGUGCUCGGGAAGCGCUGAAAACUUGUUUACCGAAUUCCCUUCGGGACAAUUCGUUCGCUCCGCACUUACACAACGAUCCUACGGUACAGAAAUGGCUCGUGCAACUGUUACAUUCAGUGGGUGGUGAACUUUCAACAAACCAAGCAUCCGAAAUGAACGAGACUACUUUCCAAGAAGCAGGAAAUCCUCUAUAACCUUGUUGCUGGCGACUGAGGAGAAGUUUUGUUGACGAUAUUGACUAAGACACACCACUAGCUAGAUCUAGCCAUGUAGGGUUGGGACGGAAUUAUAUCCGUCUCAUUUUGCAAGCAUGCUGAUAAAUAGGUAGGAUUUUGCGAAUUACCGGUCGGUAUAUGGAAUCAGGACCCACAGCAAAUUUUUGCUCCAGCUUCCCAUCUUUUCGAAUGAAUUAGAAUUCCAAUGGAACC